CGCGUAAUGAAUCCCAUUGAAUGCACACACACAUGGACAUGACAUCGAUAGGUCGACCACAAAUCAGACCACUCAUCUCAUAAACGAUGCAUGCAUGAGCCCUCCCUCCCAUCGCCCUCUCAGUCUAAUCAGCUAUGCACACAGAAGCUAAGCUAGCAGCACACGGGGGAGUGUGCGCGUGGGUCGCCAGGCCGGUGGCCGCAAGUCGCUCACUAAACCUGACCAAACAUGCCGACCACACCACACCACAUCCCACCGACUACCUCACCAUUUGUUCCAUCGCCCCAACUGUGUGUAGCUGACUGACUGACCUACGGGGGCCCCGCAUCGAUGAGUGCCUGGAUGUGGGGCGCGUACUGCGCAUUGAGGGACGCCAGCUCCUCUGCCAUGCGGUUGAGGUUCGCCUCGCUGGUGCCGAGCAGUCGCGCAAUCGUCCGGCUCAUUAGCUUCAUCAUCUCACAGGGGUCACGGUGCGCCGGGUGGCGGUGGGCUUGGAUGUUCGAGAGCUCGAGGACAACGGUUGCUUUCUCUGUGAUCUUGUUGCACAUCUCCACAGGCAUAUCAACAACCGCCUGCUGCAAUGUGGCGCUGAAGGUGAGAAGUCUCGCGCCCACGUAGGUGAAGAGGUGAUUGCGGACGAGGUCGGUGAAGUCGAGGGCCUUCUCGAUCAGCUCACGCUUGACGUUGGGGGCACGCAGACGCCUCUGGACAGGUAGGAGAGAAAGACGGCCAUGCGAUGCGUGUGUGCUAUAUGGGUAGGUGUGUGUUGGUGCGUACGCUGGUGCCGCAAUGCUGGUGGAUGGCCACCGUCUUGAUGUCUUGUGUGUCCACAAUGGCCACGAUGCGCCUCCUCCACUCCUCAGGCGACAGGUACUGAACCAGGCUGAGGGGAUCUGAGUAUGUGUCUGGGCCCCCCAGAAGAUACAUCCCGGGGCCGAGGACAGCGACAAGGGCCUCCUUCUGGCAGAAACACAUACAAAAGCACAGGUGAGCGUGUGUGACUGUUGUCCCCUCCUCGUGCGUUCAUUCAUUCUUGCCUUACUUACCAUGGCCGACUCGCAGACGCUCCCAACGGUUGGCAUGAAGAACCACCCCCCAUCGCCCACCACACAGCUGCUCUUCCACCAAAACAGCGGACCAACCUCACUCAGGUCGCACUCGAUGAGUGGGUUGGGCAGCAAGCGGCCGUGCGACUCGCGCACACACACCUCGAUGGCAUGCGUCACAGUGGCCUUGACGCGCUCCAUCACAGCCGGCAGCUUGUGGGAGGGAAGGGGUAGAGGGGUGCCCGGCUCAGCGACACGGGCCAUGUUGAAGACUCUGUACACGACGAACUUGCCCGUGGGGUCGAGGGUGGUGGCGCAGGGUGGGGUCAAGGGGGGUUGGGUGCCGUCGCAGGAGGCGCUAGAGAGGGCCACGACGCAGCAGAGGGUGUCGUUGUAGCGUCUCGUGUUUAGGUGCAGGUGGCGGCUGUGUGGGGGGGUUUGAGUUCUGCUGAGCACCUCCUGGAUGAUCUUGGUCUGCCCGCGGGCUAGCACCCGCUGGAACUCGCCCUCAUCCAUGUAGCCGAAGAGGUGCAUGAUGGCCGCCCGGCAGGACCGCAGCGCCGACUGAGACUCCUCCGACAUGAGGUCGCCCAUUUCCUUGCAGUGGUACUUAUGGCGGGCGUCCCAGUCGCUCGCCCGGCACUCCUCGCUGCAGUAGAUGACGACGUCGCAGUCGCUGCAGGCAAACAUGGUGUCCUCCUGGUCCACCUUGCCGCAACAGACGCACACGCACCGGGCGGAUGCGGUGGUGGGGCUGGCGGUGCUCGCGCUGGCGGCGAACUGGCGAGGACAGGUGUGUUUGUGGCCGCUCUUCCAGUCCUGCCGCUGGUGGGCCUGCAUUGCACCACACAAGCAUAGCACAGCACAUGCCAGCCAGCGAUGCGGUGCAGCGGUGUUCCUCUUCUCUACCUUGCAGCAGUAAAAGCGGGCCUUGCACAAAGAGCACCGCUGCUCCGUGAUCUCGCCGCACACCGCACAGGGGCCCGACAGAUCUCCCGAUGACAUGGUGACGACGGCUCAAAGCAGGGAGAAUGGCGACCAACACGUCCGGCGGCUGCAAUGCUGGGUAGGAAGGGAAGAGCGGUGGGGCGCAGAGCGGUCGGUCGGGUCUGCCGUGGUGCUCUGGACUCACAAAAAGAUGCAAAAAGCCG
Messenger RNA from Vitrella brassicaformis, 2197 nucleotides. Lineage: Eukaryota; Vitrellaceae. The record is from the annotation of a GenBank genome assembly.